Talaromyces rugulosus is the source of this 543-nucleotide messenger RNA. RefSeq lists its product as uncharacterized. Gene Ontology annotation, biological process: translational termination. NCBI's taxonomy places the organism in Eukaryota, Fungi, Ascomycota, Eurotiomycetes, Eurotiales, Trichocomaceae. Gene Ontology annotation, cellular component: mitochondrion. Bases 1 to 543 code for a protein of 180 amino acids. The record is from RefSeq and is a predicted model, not a curated record. Gene Ontology annotation, molecular function: translation release factor activity. The transcript has 2 exons.
AUGGAACUAGCCUUUCAACGCUUUUUCAAAACAAGCGCCCGCCUCGCCCGGCCAUUCUCAACACAUCCGGCCCACGCUAUCAAACAUCUGCCCCCGCGUCCCAAGCUUGACGAUGCCGAUAUCACGGGGACGUACCUCAAAGGCUCUGGCCCCGGUGGUCAAAAGAUUAACAAAACCAACUCAGCUGUCCAGCUGAUUCACAAGCCGACGGGAAUCGUCGUGAAAAGCCAGUCAACCCGAUCGCGCUCGCAGAAUCAAAAGAUUGCGCGUGAGCUCUUGGCUGCAAAAGUUGAGAAGCUGGAGAGGGGAGAAGACAGUCGCGAAGCAAUCAAGGCCGCCGUGAAGCGAAAGAGGAAAGCUAGUUCGACGAAGAAGAAACGGCGAAAGUACCGAGCUCUGGAAGAAGAGAAGGACAAUCAACAAGAAUCCGAUGAUCUUCACAAUCUCGAUGGCCCUGAUGAUCCUCACAAUGAACAUCCCGAUGCCGACAGACAAGUGGAAAACAAUUUGGAAAAAUCCGAAUCGGCCAGGCCAGGAACCUAA